Saitoella complicata NRRL Y-17804 is the source of this 426-nucleotide messenger RNA. RefSeq names its product DNA-binding TFAR19-related protein. Gene Ontology annotation, molecular function: DNA binding. Bases 1 to 426 code for a protein of 141 amino acids. The record is from RefSeq and is a predicted model, not a curated record. NCBI's taxonomy places the organism in Eukaryota, Fungi, Ascomycota, Saitoellomycetes, Saitoellales, Saitoellaceae. The transcript has 2 exons. Gene Ontology annotation, cellular component: cytosol; nucleus.
AUGGACGACGCUGAACUCCAAGCCAUCCGUCAAGCCCGUCUUCGCGAACUCCAGUCACAACAACCCUCCCGCGGUCCUUCGGCACCAAGCGGCUUCGGAGGUGCACCCGCUGCCGGCGGCGGAGAUGAUGAGUCGAAGCGUCAGGCUGAGGAGGAUGCACGUGGUACUAUCUUGGCCCAAAUCCUCGCCCCAGCAGCACGAGAACGCCUACGACGCAUCGAACUCGUCCGCGCCGACCGAGCCCGCGGCGUCGAGAACAUGUUGAUCCAAAUGGCGCGAACGGGACAGAUUCGGCAGAAGGUUAGUGAGGAGGAGUUGAUUGGGUUGUUGGAGGAGAUUUCGGGGCAGGAGAGCAAGAGGAAUCAGACGAAGAUUGUUAUGCAGAGGAGGAGAGAUUUGGAUGAGGAUGAUGAUGACUGGGAUUAA